AUGUCGUUAAUCUUCCGUCGUGGCCUUGCCACCGUAUCUCCUUUUAAAAGUGCUUCAAAAGUUGUAUGCAUUGGGAGGAACUACGCAGACCAUAUCACAGAGUUGAAUAAUAGCAAGCCCAAACAGCCAUUCUUCUUCCUCAAACCACCUUCCUCAAUCCUUCCUCCAAAUGGUGGAGCUGUCAUCCGACCAAAGGGCGUAGAUCUACACUAUGAAGUAGAAUUGGCCCUGAUCAUGGGGAAGCAGCUCAAGAAUCUCGAGCCAGAAAACGAGAAGGAGGCUUAUGAUUCUAUCGAAAGCUACGCAAUGAGUAUUGAUAUGACUGCUCGCAACGCCCAAAACGAGGCAAAGAAGAAGGGUCUUCCCUGGGAUAUUGCAAAGGGAUUUGAUACAUUUCUCCCAAUGAGCAACAUCAUCUCCAAGUCUCAAAUUCCUGAUCCCCAUAAUGCCACCGUGUGGCUUACAGUCAACAAUGAGCACCGACAAAAGGACUCUACAGAAUUGAUGCUCUACCGAAUUCCUAGAAUAUUGAGCGAUAUCUCCAAGGUUAUGACUCUGGAAAAAGGUGACAUUGUCUUAACUGGUACACCAAAGGGAGUUGGGUCCGUGAAACCUGGAGAUGUUAUGAGAGUCGGCAUCAGUGUUGGGGGUAAGGAGUUGACGGAAGGAAAGAUCGAAGUUGCAGUUGAGGAAUCGACAAGUACAUAUGAAUUCAAGGAGACUUGA
Messenger RNA from Sclerotinia sclerotiorum 1980 UF-70, 726 nucleotides. RefSeq names its product 2-keto-4-pentenoate hydratase. Gene Ontology annotation, cellular component: mitochondrion. Gene Ontology annotation, molecular function: acetylpyruvate hydrolase activity. Bases 1 to 726 code for a protein of 241 amino acids. The record is from RefSeq and is a predicted model, not a curated record. The transcript is spliced from 3 exons. Lineage: Eukaryota; Fungi; Ascomycota; Leotiomycetes; Helotiales; Sclerotiniaceae.